UUAUCCCAGUCUACACACAGGAGCACUUUGGAUUCUGCAUACUCGAUUGUUUUUGGACAAACAUGAGUUUUGUGAGAUCAGUUGUUGCUGAAAGCAGCUGGUUCUGCUCGAACACCUGCUUCCACUCUGGACACCAGCAAAUCUCCAACCCUAUAAUUCCCUAUGUUGGGCCCAUAAUAACUGGUGGAUUAAAACCAGGAACGGCUCUUUAUGUCCAAGGGACGGUUCCUGAUAAUGCCAACCAGUUUUCAAUAAAUUUCCAAACAGGUCAGAACAAAUACGAUGACAUCGCUUUUCACUUCAACCCCUGGAUUGGUCAAUUUAUAUAUUUAAACAGCUUCCAAAAUGGAAACUGGGAGGUGAAGGAAUGUGUUCCUGACGAGUCCUUCACCAGCGGAGCAGCCUUCAAUAUGUUCAUUGUCAUCAAGGCAGAUGGUUAUGAGGUUUAUGUGAAUGACUUGAGAUGCUACAUGUUCCAGCACCGGAUUCCUUUAGAGAAAGUUACUACACUUGGCAUCUGUGGAGACGUUAAUAUUGAUUUCUUUGGAUUGUGUGAAAACUGGAGAAGACCAUGUGUUACGGAACAAGCAAUCACAAGCACUGUGAGCUCAUUCGCUAACAUGUUACCGACCCCUGCAGGAGUGUUACAUCGAGUCAUUCAGCCUGUACUUCCACAUGUGGGUGAAAUCAAGGAGAGGUUAAAACCAGAGAUGGCUUUAUUUUUCCAAGGAGCUCUCCCGGCACACCCCAAAGAGUUUGAGAUAAAUCUCCAAACGGGGCAGUCUGAUAACGAAGACAUUGCUUUCCACUUCAACCCUUGCAUUGGGAGACACGUCUCUCUGAACAGCUUUAGAAAUGGACAGUGGGAGACAGAGGAGUGUGUCUCUGAUGAACUCUUCACCAAGGGAGCGGCCUUCUAUAUGUUUGUUGUCAUCACUUCAGUGGGAUAUGAGGUUUAUGUGAAUGGCUUGCAGCUCUGUAUGUUUAACCACCGCGUUCCUCUGGAGAAUGUUUCAGCAGUUAGCAUUUACGGAGACGUUGCCAUACCCAUCUACGGUUUCAUUGAUAACUGGAGCAAAUCCUUCAACUUUAAGGACCUUUUAAGAAUCACGGGCAUGGGAAGCCCAUUCUCAAGUGUGUUCCCCAUCCUGGCAGAGGUUUUACAUCCAGUCAUCUGUCCUGCGCUUCCGUAUGUGGGUACAAUCAGAGGAGGGAUACGACCAGAUAUGGCUGUAUUCUUUCAGGGCACUCUUCCUGCACAUGCUAAAAAGUUUGUAAUUAAUUUCCAAACGGGCCAGUCUGACACUGAUGACAUCGCGUUCCACUUUAACCCCCGCAUCGGGCAGCAUGUCUAUCUGAACAGCUUCAGAAAUGGACAGUGGGAGACGGAGGAAACAGCACCAGAUAAACCCUUUACCAAAGGAGCUGCUUUCAAUAUGUUAGUCAUCAUCAAUUCCACUGACUAUGAGGUUCAUGUGAAUGGCUUGCAACUCUGUACAUUUAAGCACCGCAUGGCUUUAGAGAACAUUUCUGGACUUGCCAUCUGUGGAGAUAUUUCAAUCUUUUUCUAUGGUUUCAUCGAUAACUGGAGCAAAAUGGAUCGAUCCAAUGUCACACGAUGUACAAGCUCAUUCUUAAAACAGUUAUCUGUCCUGUCAGAGGUCUCGCAUCCAGUCAUCCAGCCUGCACUACCCUAUAUAGGUAGCAUUAAAAAUGAGAUAAGACCGGAUAUGGCUCUGCUGUUCCAUGGUGCAGUGUCUGAUCAUGGCAAAAGCUUUGAGAUAAAUCUUCUAACAGGUGACUCUGAUUCCGAUGACGUUGCUUUUCACAUCAGUCCUCAAACUGGUAAAUCUGUGACCCUGAACAGCUUCAUAAACGGCAGCUGGGAGACCGAGGAAUAUGCAUCGAGCAAUCCCUUCACCAAGGGCGCGCCCUUUCAUCUGUUCUUGGUUAUUCAGUCAGAGGGCUAUCAGGUCUGUGUGAACAGCGUGCAGCUCUGUACAUUCAAACACCGAAUUCCUUUGGAGAAGGUUUCUGCACUGAGCAUUCGUGGAGAUAUUACCAUAAACUACUUUGGUUUUGUUGAAAGUUGGAGCUCAUCCUCCGUGGCUAGGAAAAUUAAUGAAACUGCAGCUCAGUCAAGCAUUUCUGGCCUGACACACAUCCCAUCAGAGAUCUCUCAUCCAGUCAUCAACCCUGAACUUCCAUAUGUGGGUGCAUUCCAAGAAGGUUUAAGGACAGAUACGGCUGUGUUUCUUCAAGGGGUUCUUCCUGCAGAUGCCAACAAGUUUACAAUAAAUCUCCUGACGGGUGAGUCUGAAGGUGAUGACAUUGCUUUCCACAUCAGCCCCCGGAUUGGUGAUAUAGUCGCCCUAAACAGCUUUAGAAAUGGGAGUUGGGAGACUGAGGAACAAGUCCCUGUCACAGCCUUUACAAAGGAAGCAGCCUUAAGUAUGUUCAUUGUCAUCAACUCAGAGGGAUAUGAGGUCUAUGUGAACGACUCGCGACUCUGUACAUUUAAACACCGCAUUCCUUUAGUGAAUGUUUCUGCACUUGGUAUUUUUGGAGAUGUUAUCAUCAACUACUUUGGACUUGUUGAAAACUGGAGUGAUUCCUCCAUGGUUGUAAAAACGGAUGAAACUAAAGACAUGUUGGUGACAGAUGUCCCAUCAGAGAUUUCACAUCCAAUCAGCAGCCCUGAACUUUUGCAUGUAGAUGCGAUCCUAGAAGGAGAAAAGACAGACGAGACUGUAACAGUCCAAAUGGCCCUUCAUGCAGAUACUAACACGACAGUGAACUUUAAAACUAUUCACAAUCAAAGUGAAAAUUGCAGUGAAUCCUCCUUGGUUACGAAAAUGAAUGAAAUCCAAGACAUUGUAGACCUGACAGACGUCCCAUUAGAGAUUUCACAUCCAGACAGCAGCACUAAACUUUUGCAAGUAGAUGCGAUCACAGAAGGAUCAAAGACAGACGAGACUGUAACCGUACAAAUGGCCCUUCAUGCGGAUACUAACUCGGCAGUGAACUUCAAAACUAUUCAUAUUGAAAGUGAAAUCUGCAGUGAAUCCUCCAUGGUUACGCACAUUAAUGAAGUCCAAGACAUGUCACUGACUGUUGGAAGCCUGAUAGACGUCCCACCAGAGAUUUCACAUCCAGUCAGCAGCCCUAAACUUCCAUAUGCAGGCGAGAUUCCAGGAGGAUUAAGGACAGAUAUGGCAGUAGUCUUUCAAGGAACUCUUCCAGCGGAUGCCAAAGAGUUUACAAUAAAUCUCCUGACGGGUGAUUCUGAAGGUGAUGACAUUGCUUUCCACAUCAGCCCCCGGAUUGGUGAUAUAGUCGCCCUAAACAGCUUUAGAAAUGGGAGUUGGGAGACUGAGGAACAAGUCUCUGUCACAGCCUUUACUAAGGAAGCAGCCUUGAGUAUGUUCAUUGUCAUCAACUUAGAGGGAUAUGAGGUCUAUGUGAACAACUCGCGACUCUGUACAUUUAAACACCGCAUUCCUUUAAUGAAUGUUUCUGCACUUGGUGUUUUUGGAGAUGUUAUCAUCAACUACUUUGGACUUGUUGAAAACUGGAGUGAUUCCUCCAUGGUUGUGAAAAUAGAUGAAACUCAAGACAUGUUGGUGACAGACGUCCCAUCAGAGAUUUCACAUCGAAUCAGCAGCCCUGAACUUUUGCAUGUAGAUGCGAUCUUAGAAGGCCCAAAGACAAACGAGACUAUACCCGUCCAAAUGGCCCUUCAUGCAGAUACUAACACGGCAGUGAACUUCAAAACUAUUCACAUUGAAAGUGAAGUCUGCAGUGAAUCCUCCAUGGUUACGAACAUUAAUGAAGUCCAAGACAUGUCACUGACUGUUGGGAGCCUGAUUGACGUCCCAUUAGAGAUUUCACAUCCAGUCAACAGCCCUGAACUUCCAUAUGUAGGUGAGAUCCCAGGAGGACUAAAGACAGAUAUGGCAGUAGUGUUUCACGCUGUUCUUCCAGCAGAUGCCAAAGAGUUUACAAUAAAUCUCCUGACGGGUGAGUCUGAAGGUGAUGACAUCGCUUUCCACAUCAGCCCCCGGAUUGGUAAUAUAGUCGCCCUAAACAGCUUUAGAAAUGGGAGUUGGGAGACUGAGGAACAAGUCCCUGUCACAGCCUUUACAAAGGAAGCAGCCUUAAGUAUGUUCAUUGUCAUCAACUCAGAGGGAUAUGAGGUCUAUGUGAAUGACUCGCGACUCUGUACAUUUAAACACCGCAUUCCUUUAGUGAAUGUUUCUGCACUUGGUAUUUUUGGAGAUGUUAUCAUCAACUACUUUGGACUUGUUGAAAACUGGAGUGAUUCCUCCAUGGUUGUAAAAACGGAUGAAACUAAAGACAUGUUGGUGACAGACGUCCCAUCAGAGAUUUCACAUCCAAUCAGCAGCCCUGAACUUUUGCAUGUAGAUGCGAUCCUAGAAGAAGAAAAGACAGACGAGACUGUAACUGUCCAAAUGGCCCUUCAUGCAGAUACUAACUCGGCAGUGAACUUCAAAACUAUUCAUACUGAAAGUGAAGAACUUUUUCAAGUAGAUGCAAUUGUAGAAGGACCAAAGACAGACGAGACUGUAAACGUCCAAAUGGCCCUUCAUGCAGAUACUAACACGGCAGUGAACUUCAAAACUAUUCACAUUGAAAGUGAAAUCUGCAGUGAAUUCUCCUUGGUUAUGAAAAUGAAUGAAAUCCAAGAUAUUGUAGACCUGACAGACGUCCCAUCAGAGAUUCCACAUCCAGACAGCAGCCCUGAACUUUUGCAUAUAGAUGCGAUCGUAGAAGGACCAAAGACAGACGAGACUGUAACCGUUCAAAUGGCCCUUCAUGCAGAUUCUAACAAGGCAUUGAACUUUAAAACUGUUCACACUGAAAGUGAAAUCUGCAGUGAAUCCUUCAUGGUUACAAACAUUAAUGAAGUCCAAGACAUGUCACUGACUGUUGGGAGCCUGAUUGACGUCCCAUUAGAGAUUUCACAUUCAGUCAGCAGCCCUGAACUUCCAUAUGUAGGUGAGAUUCCAGGAGGAUUAAAGACAGAUAUGGCAGUAGUGUUUCACGGGGCUCUUCCGGCAGAUGCCAAAGAGUUUACAAUAAAUCUCCUGACGGGUGAGUCUGAAGGUGAUGACAUCGCUUUCCACAUCAGCCCCCGGAUUGGUGAUAUAGUCGCCCUAAACAGCUUUAGAAAUGGGAGUUGGGAGACUGAGGAACAAGUCUCUGUCACGGCCUUUACAAAGGAAGCAGCCUUGAGUAUGUUCAUUGUCAUCAACUCAGAGGGAUAUGAGGUCUAUGUGAAUGACUCGCGACUCUGUACAUUUAAACACCGCAUUCCUUUAGUGAAUGUUUCUGCACUUGGUAUUUUUGGAGAUGUUAUCAUCAACUACUUUGGACUUGUUGAAAACUGGAGCAGAUCUUCCUUGGCGUUGGAAAACAAUGAAAUUAAAGAAAUGACGAGCACUUCACUGACGCUGGUGACAUCAGAGGAACUUGUGCUUCCAUUCGUGGGGUCCAUCCCGGGUGGGAUCAGAGCAGAUAUGGCUGUACUGUUUUAUGGAACAAUUUUUGCAGAUUCUAAUGAGUUUGAAAUCAAUUUCCAAACACCCCAGUCCUCUGAUGAUAUCGCUUUUAGCAUCAAUCCCCAAAUCGUCCGUUUCCUGGUGCUGAGCAGCCUCAGAAAAGGCAGCUGGGACAGUAAAGAUUUUGCUUCUGACAAAGAAGCAGCCUUCAAUAUGGUUAUUGUCAUCAAAUUAGAGGGGUAUGAGGUCUAUGUGAAUGGCCUGCAAUAUUGUACAUUCAAGCACCACGCUCCUUUAGAGACCAUUACCUCACUUGGCAUACGUGGAGACGUGUUCAUCAAUUUUAUUGGUUUUAUUGCUAACUGGAGUAACUCUUCCACGGUUAUGGAAAAUAUUAAAAUCACAGGCAUGGAAAGAUCAUGCUGGAGACCAUUAGCAGUCCCAUCCGAGCUUUCACACCCUGUCAGCAACCCUGUCCUUCCUUACGUAGGAGCGAUCCCAGGAAAGACCAGCCCAGACAUGGCUGUCUUGUUCCAAGGUGCUCUUCCUGCAGAUGCCAAUGAUUUCACAAUAAAUUUUAAAGCUGGCGAGUCUGAUGGUGAUGACAUAGCUUUUCACAUUCGCCCCCAGCUUGGCCAUCAUGUGGCAUUAAACAGCUUCAGAAAUGGAAGUUGGGAGAGUGAGGAAUCUGUCUCUGUCAAACCCUUUACCAGGGGAGCGUCCUUUAACAUGUUCGUUGUCAUUAAAUCAGACUGCUUUGAGAUCUACGUGAACGGCUUGGAGCUUUGCACAUUCAAACAUCGCGUUCCUAUAGAAAACAUUUCUACACUUGCUAUUUGUGGAGAUGUUUCCAUCAAUUUCAUUGGUUUUAUUGAGACUUGGAGCACAUUUUCCUUCAUCAUCGAAAACAAUGAACUCACAGGCAUGCGGAGCUCAUCCCAGAGAUGUUCAUCCCAUCAAAUGAUCAUACCAUCAUCUGAAGAUUUUUAAUUCAAAAAUUGUCAUGGACGUUUUCUUGUUUUUCUGGUUUGUAUUUUGCAGUAGUCCUUUGCAUGAUCAUUAUAUGGACAAGCAUGUUUACUUUUUUUUUUAUUCCACCUUUAAAUUGUUAUUAGUAUUAGAAUUCGAGUUGUUUUUUUUCAUAAAACAAUUCAUUUAUAUAUUAGAAAUAGAAGUAAAACUUUACAUUAUAUUUCCCUUAUAUAACAUUAUUUACUGCACUCAUUAUCAUUAUCAAACCAUAAAUGUGUUAACAUUAAAUUAACAUGUGUUAGUAAACCAUAUUAUUAAAGUAAUAAAGGGAACAUUUACUGUACCUGCAUUACUUUGUGUUUCUCCUACUGAUGACUAAAAUAAGUCUGCAUAAAUUAGCAACAGUUAAAUUACAUAGCAUAUGUUGAGAAUUAAUUUAACC
Molecule: messenger RNA, 6936 nt
Organism: Clarias gariepinus (North African catfish)
Lineage: Eukaryota; Metazoa; Chordata; Actinopteri; Siluriformes; Clariidae
Exons: 58
Coding region: 63-6512 (2149 amino acids)
Molecular function (GO): carbohydrate binding
Source: RefSeq, a predicted model, not a curated record